This is a messenger RNA of Trematosphaeria pertusa, 823 nucleotides long. RefSeq lists its product as uncharacterized. The record is from RefSeq and is a predicted model, not a curated record. NCBI's taxonomy places the organism in Eukaryota, Fungi, Ascomycota, Dothideomycetes, Pleosporales, Trematosphaeriaceae. The transcript has a single exon. The coding region runs from base 53 to 526 and encodes 157 amino acids.
UCCACGCUUGCGUGGCCCCUCGAACGUCCACGGAAAACGUUGACAGGUUACCAUGGCGGACCCCAUUACCGUCAUUGGUACUGCGGGCGCCAUCGCGAACAUUAUCGAUGUUGCGACGACGACGAUCAAUGCCCUCCGCGAUUUGCAUGACCGAUGGAAAGACGCCGGCUUCACGCUACUCAAUCUGAUAGCUCAGAUAACAGCACUCAAAGCUGCUCUAUCGAAAAUUCAACAAUGGCUGGACUCGGAGAACGAACGACUGCAGCAUUUUCAGCUCACGAUGGACCUGGACGCAUCCAUCACUUGCUGCGGGAUGCUUAUCACGAGAAUGGACAGCGCAAUCCAGGAACUCAAUAGGGGCGCAGCUGGGGCGCUUGACCUGAGUAGCAAGAUCAAGCUCGUUCUAGGGGAAAGAAAGAACGAAGAAUUUCAAAAGCUGAUCGAUCGGCAAAUCAGCGUGCUCUCGUACAGGCGGCGGCGUACAUCCAGAAACAAGCAUCGAGAUGUUCGGUGCGGCAGUACCUAGAGGAGUACCGCAAGAGCGACAGGAGAAAGACAAGUCCGCCAAACCAAGAGGCGGGACAUCUUCGCAGAGACGAGGAAGCCAUGAACUCUAUCCUCAUAACGUGGCAGAAGCACAAGACGAUCGGCGGCGGAUCUACCAUCGCUCGUAAACUUUUUCAACCAAUAGGGAUUCAUGAAGCUCUACUCCGCGGUCGGAAUAGCACAGCGAACAGGCGCGAUGGUAAAAAUGAAGAUAAGAGACGGAGAAUAGACUAACGAGGAAGAUAACGUUUCAGGGGUUAGCGUCGACGAGUUUUAG